Chrysoperla carnea is the source of this 786-nucleotide messenger RNA. Its product is annotated as vitellin-degrading protease-like. The transcript is spliced from 3 exons. The coding region runs from base 1 to 777 and encodes 258 amino acids. NCBI's taxonomy places the organism in Eukaryota, Metazoa, Arthropoda, Insecta, Neuroptera, Chrysopidae. Gene Ontology annotation, biological process: proteolysis. The record is from RefSeq and is a predicted model, not a curated record. Gene Ontology annotation, molecular function: serine-type endopeptidase activity.
AUGAAUUUAAUUUGGAUAAGUUUGAUUACUAUUUUGUGCGCAUCUACAUUGGUAAAACAGUGUGAUGGAAAAACAAUAAGCCUUCCUGGAAAAAUAACGGGUGGUGAAGAUGCUCAAAUCCAAGAUUAUCCAUACCAAGUAUCCAUUGAAUUUGCACGCAGCCAUCAAUGUGGUGGUACAAUUAUCGCUGCAGAUGUUAUACUUACUGCCGGACAUUGCACAGCAUUUUAUAAUGAAAAAUAUUUACAAAUUCGUGCCGGUACUUCGUAUAGAGAAACUGGUGGUGUUGUUCGACAAGUUGCCAAAAAGAUUAUCCAUGAAGAAUUUAAUGUAAUACCAAAAGAUUAUGAUGUUUCAUUGAUUAUUUUAAAUGAAACAUUAGAAUUUUCUCAAUUUAUUCAACCAAUUCAAUUACCUGAAGAAAAUGAAUUUUUAACUGAAGAUCAUGUUGGUAUUGUUACUGGAUGGGGUCGUUUAACUCAUGAAGGACCCCAACCAGAUAUUUUACAAAAAGUUGAAAUACCAAUUGUAAAUCAAAAUGCAUGUAUUAACGCUUAUGUAAAUGAUACAGUUACACCACGUAUGCUUUGUGCGGGUGAUUUAACCUAUGGUGGUAAAGAUGCCUGCCAAGGUGACUCUGGUGGACCAUUAGUUGUGAAUCAUAAAAUUCAUGGUAUUUCAUCAUGGGGUGAUGAUUGUGGCGCUAAACAGUUUCCAGGUGUUUAUACACGUGUCUCAGCUGUUCGUGAAUGGAUUAGAUCUCAAAUAAACGUAUAAUUGCUAAAA